This is a messenger RNA of Elaeis guineensis (African oil palm), 2076 nucleotides long. Its product is annotated as 6-phosphogluconate dehydrogenase, decarboxylating 1, chloroplastic. Gene Ontology annotation, biological process: pentose-phosphate shunt. The record is from RefSeq and is a predicted model, not a curated record. Gene Ontology annotation, molecular function: phosphogluconate dehydrogenase (decarboxylating) activity; NADP binding. Lineage: Eukaryota; Viridiplantae; Streptophyta; Magnoliopsida; Arecales; Arecaceae.
ACGGAAGAAAAAUCUGCCGCUAAUUCAACGAUAAAAGCCCACAAGGGCGACUCCAACCCCGCCGCCCCCUUCUGCUACGUCUCCUUCCUCUCCUCCGCCUCCGGCCGAAACCCUGCGUCGAUUGAUCGAUGGAUGCGGCGGCGAUGUCGCGGAUCGGGCUCGCCGGACUGGCGGUGAUGGGCCAAAACCUGGCCCUCAACAUCGCGGAGAAGGGCUUCCCGAUCUCCGUCUACAACCGCACCGCCUCCAAGGUCGAUGAAACCGUCGGCCGCGCGUCGGCGGAGGGCGGCCUCCCCCUCAUCGGCCACCACACACCCCGCGACUUCGUCCUCUCCAUCGCCCGCCCCCGGUCCAUCAUCAUCCUCGUGAAGGCCGGCGCCCCCGUCGACCAGACCAUCGCCGCCCUCUCCCAGUUCAUGGACCCCGGCGACGCCAUCAUCGACGGCGGCAACGAGUGGUACGAGAACACCGAACGCCGCCUUCGCGAGGCCGCCGCCCGCGGCCUCCUCUACCUCGGUAUGGGCGUCUCCGGCGGCGAGGACGGUGCCCGCCAUGGCCCAUCCCUCAUGCCCGGCGGCCACCUCCAGGCCUACCACAACGUCCAGGACGUCCUCGCACGCGUCGCCGCCCAGGUCGACGACGGCCCCUGCGUCACCUUCGUCGGCGAGGGUGGCGCCGGCAAUUUCGUUAAGAUGGUCCAUAACGGCAUCGAGUACGGCGACAUGCAGCUAAUCUCCGAGGCCUACGACGUCCUGCGCACCGUCGGGGGCCUCUCCAACAGCGAGCUCGCGGAGAUCUUCGCCGACUGGAACAGCGGGGAGCUCGAGAGCUUCCUCAUCGAGAUCACCGCCGAUAUCUUUAGGGUCCCGGACGAGCAUGGGGAUGGCGAGUUGGUGGACAAGAUCCUCGACAAGACCGGGAUGAAGGGGACAGGGAAGUGGACGGUCCAGCAGGCGGCGGAGCUCUCCGUCGCCGCCCCCACGAUCGCCGCCUCCCUCGACAGCCGCUACCUCAGCGGGCUCAAGGAGGAGAGGGAGGCCGCCGCGAGAGUUCUCGACCAGGCCGGGAUAGGCGGCGAGGUCUCUGGGGCGUCUCUGGGACGAUCGAUCGACAAGAAGCGUCUCAUUGACGAUGUCCGCCAGGCUCUGUACGCCUCCAAGAUCUGUAGCUAUGCCCAAGGGAUGAACUUGCUCCGGGCCAAGAGCGAGGAGAGGGGUUGGAACCUUAAUCUCGGGGAGCUGGCAAGGAUCUGGAAAGGGGGUUGCAUCAUUAGGGCGAGGUUUCUGGACAGGAUUAAGAAGGCAUACGAAAGGAACCGUGUGCUUGCAAACCUGAUAGUAGACCCGGAGUUUGCGAGGGAGAUGGUGCAGCGGCAGGGGGCAUGGAGGAGGGUAGUGGGGAUGGCAAUUGAGGCUGGAAUCAGCACUCCGGGGAUGUGCUCCAGUCUGGCAUACUUUGACACAUACCGCCGGGCUAGGCUGCCUGCAAACUUGGUGCAGGCGCAGAGAGAUUACUUUGGGGCGCACACCUAUGAGCGUGUCGACCGCCCUGGGUCGUUCCACACUGAGUGGUCCAAGAUUGCCAGGCAGAGCAAGGCUGGUGCAGGUGCCUUUAAUUGAGGUGUCUGAUGGUAAUUCAGUAAACUGGAAGCGGGGAAUCCAUCACCUCGGCAUGCGUUGGUUGCAGUUGGGACCAAAGCGGUUGAACGCAACGGUCACCUUCAUGUUCUUGUCCAAUGAGAAGCCAUCAUCAUGGCCUAGUAGCAUCACCUUGUCAUGGUCCCGGAACCAGUUGUUCGAGAUGGUGAUCGCCGUCGAACCCAGUGUCACGUCCAUGAGCCCAUCCUGGCACUCAUAGACUGAGUUGUGAUCGAUCCAGAUCUUCCUCGAGGCUGCGAUCCGAAUGGCGUCUCCAUCUGCUCCCAAGUUAACCAGACUACCUUCUGGAUCUCUUGUUAAGCAAGCUGGUUGUGGGUGUAUGUGGUGAAAUUGGAGCCCAUGAAUAAUCACAUUUUUCACCUGUGCACAAAUUAUCAGUGUUUGUUCUAGCUUGCAUGAAUUCAUUGCAUUGGAACCU